UCUCGGCACUUGAUCUUCGACCUUCCAAGGUCUCUCCGUCGGUUUUUUUUGUCACAGUCACUGCUGCCUUCGCAAGCACUAAAACAAAAUGGACGCAUUUUUAAAGCUCCUCCUGAUUGCACUUGUUGCCGGCUUUGCACAAAUUGCAUCGUCGACAGUGACCUUAGAAAACUGUCCAGGCAACAUUUACUCCAAGACGGGCGAAGCCUCAUUCACGCUCCCAACAGCCAAGGCUGACCCCGGAGUUGACGUGACAAAACUGGAAUGUGAUCACGCUCACGAGCCCACGUUCUACACAGAGUACGUGACCAAAGUCAUCUGCACUGCCGAAGACGCAGAGGGGGGCAAGGCAUCUUGUGAAUUCAACAUUUAUUCACCUGACGGUGCGGGAUGCCCUAAGCGACAAGACGCCACUAACGACAAAUGUGUGUGCAGCCCAUUACGUGCCUUUUUCGAUCCGUGCGAGUGCGUUGGUAAUUACAGCGGUCUCACCUGCCAAGUUCUGAACGCAGAUAAGUGCACGGGAACCAGCGACCCCCCGUCGUGCGAUUGCAGCUCGAGUCCCUGCAAUUGCAAGGAUGGUUUUAAGGGAGAGACAUGUGAAAUCGACUUCCAAGCUCCGAUGAUAACAUGUCCGCAGGAUAUUUUCACAAGAGAGGAAUCAGUCCAACUUCCACCAAAAGACAACUUGAUCGUAAGUGACAAUGAUGGGGACGAGCCGUCGGUGAAAUGUAGCCCCGAGCUUGGUACUUUUGUGAACAGCACAGGCAACACAAUCCGCAGCGUAACAUGCUCGGCUAGGGACACCGUGGGCAACAGGGCUGAUUGUUCGUUCAAGGUUGUGAUUGAUGUUGAACCGCCCCGUAUUCCAUAUUGCCCUGGCAUUAUCCACACUAACAAUUCACAGCACGAGUGGCCCGUCGAUAUAGCUGUGGACAACAGCCACCAAAAACUGAACGUCACGUGUGAACCCAAGUCAGGUGACCCCCUCACAGACUACAUCACUAAUGUGACUUGCUAUGUCCAAGACAUGGCCGGCAACGCUGCUGAGAAGAACUGCACCUUUAAGAUAUACCUGGAUGGGGGUACCUGCAGUAAUAGUGACGCCAAUUGUGACUGUAAUAGUGGUUGUUUUUGUAAAGAUGGAUUCAGUGGUCUUACAUGCGAAGUGGAAGACGGUAGCGAUUGUGCAUCAUCAAGUGAGACGGGUCCGGGCUGUGUGUGCGACGGUGGCUGCACCUGCAGAGAUGGAUACAAGGGCGCUAAUUGCGACAUAGAUUAUCAGCCCCCGGAGCUGUCCAACUGCCCCUUCGGGGAAAUCUGGUCCCAAAUCCCCGUGGUGACUUACCGACCCAUGUGGACAAAGGAUAACAACGACACCAAUGCUCCAACGACUGUCACCUGCUACCCUGAGGAAGGCUCGGAGUUCUACGAUUAUAGGACCGACGUGACCUGCUCGGCGGAAGAUGAGUCCGGAAACAAGGAAUCCGACUGCCAAUUUCCUGUCCGGAGAAAUUCUGCAAGUGAAUGCGAGUCGGAUGGCAACAACUGCUACAAUUGUCAGAGCAGAUGCAGGUGUAUGCCUGGCUAUAGGGGACCCAAAUGCCAAGUUUGUGCUGACUGUGAUAACGGCGGCUACCGUGAAAAUCCUGAGGAUUGUCAGUGUCAGUGCAAAGGACUGUAUCAUGGUCUGGACUGCGCUGAAUGCUAUGAGCCAAAUGCUGACCACUGUCUGAACGGAGGCACCUUUGUUAUGGAUACGUGCAGUUGUGAUUGUGCGGGGAAUUGGACUGGCCGCCAUUGUGAUCAAAUGCCUGGAGAUGAAUGCCUAAGUGUGCCUCCCGCAGACAGAGUAGGGUGUCUCUGUUCAAACAGUAUUUGUACAUGUGAACCUGCCUACACAGGACCGAAAUGUGACACAUGUAAACCGUGCCAAAAUGGCGGCAACAAUCAGGAUUCAAGCACCUGUAUCUGCACGUGUCCAGGAUACUUCAUUCAACCUCUUUGUUUAGACUGUGAUACAUCUGUUGUGUGCCAAAACGGAGGGACGUUGGAUGAAAAUACGUGCACUUGCCAAUGCGUGGAUGGAUGGAAAGGGAAGGAUUGCAGCGAAGCUGCGACUUUUGGAGAUAAAUGCCCAAGCGACAUCAUCAUGCAGCCGGAUGCGGGACAGACAACUGCGAAAGUCACCUGGAAAGACCCAACCGAGACCGACGCGAGCGUUGAGUGUCAACCAGCGAGUGGUAGUCAGUUUCAAGACGGUACGACAAAUGUAGUUUGCACGGCAACGUACACUGGCGGAACGACCUCUUCAUGUUUCUUCAAAGUUAUAAUAGAUGGAAGAGCACCCUUUGUCAACUGCCCAGCAGACAUGGAACCCUAUCACCAAAGAUGGAAGGACACUGCUGUGAUCUCAUGGGCUAGCGUCACAGCCGAAGACGAAGUGUCUGGUACCCUGCCUGCUACCUGCAUCCCACCGAGCGGCACUGUGUUCGGUUCGUCGACCGUGGUAUGCACGGCAUCUGACCAGGCUGGGAACUUGGGAUUCUGCACUUUUGAUGUCACGGUGUAUUUACGCGGUAGUACAACCAGAUUUCCGACAUCAAUGAGUUGUAGAAAAUGCUACAAUGGUAACCCAUACGGGAGAUGCACAUAUCAAGAGGACGAUGACGAGUAUGUCUGUUACUGCUCCAGUGGCUACACGAAAGACGCAGAUGGUAUAUGUCAAGAUAUUGAUGAGUGCGAAGAGAAUGAAACUUGUGAUUCUAAUGCUAAAUGCGUCAAUACCAUUGGUGGCUAUCGGUGCGAGUGCAACGACGGAUUCUAUGGCAGUGGCACCUCAUGCAGGGAGUUUCCCUAUGAGACGUAUCCAGACCUUCCCGAACCUCAAGCGAAUGAACCACCUUUUGAGAAAAUUAUAUCUAUCGAUGUGAGUAUUGCGAGCGAAUCCAUGUUCGGAUGUGACAUGACCAACGAUCCAACGUCCAGCGAAUGCAAGAUUCUACACACCGUAUUUACUCAAAAUCUCCGUGAAAAGUACUUGGAGUUUUCCCCAGCACUGCUUAGAAUUGAACUUCCGCAGAGCAAUACGAGGAAAGGCAAUUUUGGCCACACGGUAGUGUAUGACUAUUCCCGUUUGUCUGCGAGUCAGAAAGCAACCUCUGCUCAAGACUUUUACGGGGAGACGAUUGCUUCGAGUGUUGAAGACGGAGAACUAGGAGGUUUGAAACUUGUGAAGGACUGUACGGAGUGCGCACCGCCCAAGGAUCUGACAAACUUGUGUGGUAAUAAUAUUGCAAAACCUGAAUGUGGCGACGGCUAUUUCUUGAAAAAGGUGGAAUCGGCAGAUAAGACGAGCUGCUACUACGCAUGCGAUUCAUUAUGCACCACAGACUACUGCAGUGCCGGCACGUGCGUGCACAACCCUCCGUUCGAAGCAAUUUGCAGGUGCCCAGAUAAUACAUUUGGACCCAAUUGCGAACCGAUCACCGUGACCACAGACAAGGAUGAUGGGGGCGGGGGCGGGGGCGGAGACAAGAAGGAUAAAUUGGAUCUGCCGCUCAUCCUUGGCUGCUCCAUCGGUGGGGGCGUGCUUCUGAUCCUCAUCCUGGUCAUUAUUGGCUACCUCAUCUACACGAAGAACAAUGCUAAGGUUAAAAAAUCAUACGUGGAGAACGGGAAAGCCAAUGAAGCAUUCUCCAUGGAGAAAACUCAUCAGGUUGAGGAGCAGUGAAAUGGAAAUGAUCAAGCAGACCGUCCAGGGGCUUUUCACAUCGGAUUCAUCACAGGCCUAGCCACUCCUACUUGACAUUCCAUUCCAAACUAAAUAUUUUAUAAUUGCUAUUUUGUAGGAGAGAAUUGGGUCAAGCUGUGAACAGUGAUUGAGAACCACCGUUUUUAUUACGAGACUGUUUUUAUUAUCUAUACAAGUAGUUCUUAUUAGCCAGUUUGAUUAGGUCUUUUCGUUAUUUUCGGUCAGUUAGACAACUUGGUUGCAUAAGGCUCCCAUACCAUCUAUCUCGCAUUCCAUGAUAUAUCCGGCCUAAAACGACAAAACGUUAAAACAAUAUUGCGUGAGGUAUAUCAUGAAUGGUGAAUCAUCAGCGUAAAUUCAUUAGACAUCACGGAUAUCAAAUAAAGUUGACUCCUUUGUGAGUCGAUUGCUAGGAAAGUUUUAGGAUAGUCCAUUAUUAACCCUAGCACCCUAAGGGCUCUUUGGUGGUCAAGUACCAAAUACUACAGAAUACUACAAGUGUUGUGCAUUGGGAGCGGUUAGAGGUCAACCUAUCGUUACUGUCCGUGGCUAUGUAUGGGCUGGCAACCUUCAAAAUCUUCUGUGGCUUCAUCUCUCAGCCGAUGCCGGAAAAUGUACCAAGGAAACCACAUCGCCUGGCUUCAAAGUUAAGGGGUUAUACUUGACGAUAGCACAGCCCGGCUUACAAGUGGAAGUGAUUCAGUGACUCGGAAUCAGUCAUUCCAUCAGCAGUGUACAAUGAGAAAAGUAUAGGCUAGAUAAAGAAAUGCGAGAACCACAUGUUCCGUAAUACUUCUCGCAGCUUUAUCUUUCGAAAUAUUGAGUGUUUCAAGCGUGGACAAUCUGUCAUUCGCGCAUGGAUCACCUCGUUAUGAAACUAAUAGUUUUUUUGCCUUAAAAAUGUAGUCACAUAUGUUGACUUCUUGCAUUAUCUGACCGCUGACCUUCAGUUGCACUUUCAGAUGAUUGUUCGUCUUUUUUGUUGUUGAUCUAAUGAGUAUAUAUUUCAGCUUUGAUGUUUUUCUGUUUUGUGUACAUUAGGCUAUGAUUUUAAUUAUUAUUAAGUUGGUUUUAUUUUGAUAUAGGCCUAUGAUUUUACAUUGGUAUUGUUGGGUUUUUUUGUAAGCGCUUUGUAAUUUGUAUUAGAAGGCGCUAUAAAAGUUUUUAAUUUUUUUUUGAUAACUCAAUAUUGUCUAACAAAUGUUCGACAUAAGCUGACUUCCGUGUACCGAGUUAAUACCGCAAACAAACGUCCUUUUCUAAUUUUUCAAGGAAUACAAAGGUUAUCUCCUCUUUAAAUUAAACAUCGACCAAUAAAUAGGCCCAAGUUUAGUAA
This is a messenger RNA of Patiria miniata (bat star), 5090 nucleotides long. Its product is annotated as neurogenic locus notch homolog protein 1-like. Lineage: Eukaryota; Metazoa; Echinodermata; Asteroidea; Valvatida; Asterinidae. The transcript is spliced from 26 exons. The coding region runs from base 89 to 3733 and encodes 1214 amino acids. Gene Ontology annotation, molecular function: calcium ion binding. The record is from RefSeq and is a predicted model, not a curated record.